Phascolarctos cinereus (koala) is the source of this 2922-nucleotide messenger RNA. It is a transcript of the gene CUNH12orf56, whose product is annotated as chromosome unknown C12orf56 homolog. Lineage: Eukaryota; Metazoa; Chordata; Mammalia; Diprotodontia; Phascolarctidae. The record is from RefSeq and is a predicted model, not a curated record.
GUGUGUGGCGCGGAGGGGCCCUGAGCCCUCCUCGCUGGCUGACUCCGUCCGCUCAGCACUCCCAGCCUAGUGCGGUGCCAGCGAGGGGCGCUCUGUGCCACUGACGAAGCCCGGCAUCUGUCUCCGGCCCCGGCGCUGUGCAUGGCUGGCUUUGGUCAGGUGGGGUUCCCCUGCCGCAGGAACAGCCGUCUAGACUCCUUCCUGAAGCGGCACCUGCGGCAGGAGGUGUACGACGCCAUCCGCGCCUACGAGCUCUGCAUCGUGGUCUCCAACACAGAGCACAGGACCUUCAAGUACGCGGUGCUCAGCGACAAGCUCAUCUACCUGACCGAGAACCCGCCCAAGUCCAUCCGAGGGGUCGUGGCCCUCAAGGACGUCCUGGCCAUUGAUCUGAUUGGUGACUACCCAGACUUUUUGAAUGGACCAGAUAGAGAAAUUAACCAACACAUUCGCAUAGUCUAUUCUUUAUCCACUUUGAAAAAUUCACGUGGAAAUGUAAAAGGUGCUAGGAAAUUACUGUUUCCAUUUACUCGCUUAAAAGUAAAUAAAAAAGUCAAGGAAAAGAAUGAUGGCCCCUCCUUUCAGUCAUCAGCUGAACACAGUAACGAAUAUGAAAGUCUAAAUGAUUCACUUCUCAGGUACCAUCAAGAGAGCUGUUUAACAAUGCCCAGUGCCUCAACUCUGGGUCAUGGCUCUGAGCUGCCCAAUGGAGACCAGAAUGCCUUUCGAGCCUUGUCCAUCCCCUCCGAGAGGAGUUAUUUAUCUACUGUAUCCAAUGGCAUCUCAGGCAAUAGCCUCUCAUCGAUGACUAAUAGAACAGAAAGUAUCCUGUCCUACACAGCAAACAUGAAAGAAUUCCAGACACCAUCAGAUCAGAAAAACUCUCAGAGUGAAGUCCAAUUCAAAUUCAGUGGGAAUGGAAGUGACAUCUACUCUGGAAAUGUUACCAGUGGUGUUAUUUUACCUGACAACCCAAACCUGGAGAAAAAGGAGUCUGAGCUUCACCUGUAUAUUAUUUCUACUACUUCACCCAUGUUUCUACACUUAAAAAGUUCAUGGAAUAAUUAUAUGAUACAAGCUACCCUCUUGCAAGAUCCACUAUAUGCUAGCAAGUUCAAUUCUACAGCUGGAUGUCAGAAGCCAUAUAGGUCUGAAGAGAUGAUUAAACUAUACACACAACUGAAAUCUGAACUCUUUCUUAAAGACAACACAUUAGGACGGAUAGCUUGCUUAAUUGCAGAACUUAAAGUAGCAGCCCAGAGAAACUUCAUUUUCAAAAAACUUUUCUGGAAAACUGGCGACCUGUACUGUUUCCUAGUGAGCAAGCUUCAUGAGUACUUGCCUAAACCUCAGGAUCCCAAAGCAGUUCAAAAUAAAAGCCACAGGGCUGAUCAACUUGAGGCUUGCAUUCAGAUUCUCCAGACUCUGGGACUGAUGUUCAGAGAAACGGAAACUGAGUUAUCACGCCUGAACACUUUAGUUGCAAAAUGGGGAACAUUAAUUACUCUUUUGAUAAUUUUAGUCAGUGAACCUGAAAUUCCCAAAUCUUGUCCUGUAUUUGGUGUCCAGUUUGUGACUGAUUCAUCUUUAGUAGAGCUGUCCUUUGAUGCUAAGUUGCAAAGGCUUAUGCUGGAAUACACAAAUACAGCAACUUCCCUCUUAUAUGAAAUACUGCUUGUUUCUCUACAGGGAGACCUAGGAUUGGGAUCUAGGAAAUUUGCUAUCAGUUGGAUAAUGUCCCUUCUGCAAAGUUUCCCACCCACAAUCUCAUUUGUGGCCAGCAUUGUGAAGCAAGUGAUGAAGGGGCUCCUGACGUCCUUGCCACUUCUGAGCCCAUGCCAGGCUGUUCUGUUGUACCAACAGUUUUACAUCCUCAAGAGUUGCCUGCAGCAUAGUAGCGCACUGGCUGAAUACAUUAGGAACAACCACAAAGAAGAAUUCAGGUACUUUGUUCACAUGCCAACUCUGGAAAAAAGACUUCCACUGUGUUACCCUAUUACACAGACCACUACUAAGCUCAUUCACGAAGUUCUGGACCUGGUUGAACAGGAGCAGUGUGUGAAAUGUUCAUAGAUAAAUACAAGUAGCUUAAAACUUUUAAGAAAUUCACAUUUCUAUUCCUAUAAAGACCAUGCCAUUUACUAAUUUCAAAUCAUCAGGGCUCUGUAUUUCACCUUCUCUUAAAACAGAAUUCUUAGGGAAACUAUUUCUGUAUAGGAGAAAAGCAGUGAAAUAUGUUUUCUCAUAAAUCUCGUGGCACUAGAAGCUAUUGGAUUUCUUCAGGAGAAAAAAAUAUAUAUUUUUUCCCAUCAACCUCAUGGGAGAUUAUGACAGCUCUGUGUGAUAUCUGCGUAUUCUGAGAGCUUUCAGAUUUUUAUAUUUUGAGGAAAGAGUGAAAUACACAGAAUAGAGCAGUGCCUAAUAGGGUACUUUAAAAGUCCCUAAAGGAAAAAUAAAGUCCAUGGAGAGCAAUGCCAAAAAGUAUAACCUAUUCCAAUUGGUAGAGUAACAGUAAGUUGAAUGAAGUCACUAACAGCAUUGGAAAGAGAUUUUUUUGGUAGACAAAGGAAUGGUUAAAGAUAUGUUGAAUAAGAGCUUGGCUACCUCUCACGUGGUUAUGCUUCUCUAGCAAUUGAGGUUUCCCUGAAAUCAGUAUUUCAUGGAGGGAUCAGUAUAAGCAUAUGGCUCUAACAGGAAUCCAAAAUAUCAGUUACUGAUAGAAGGUGGAAAGUUAGGAUUACCUAUGGUCUUUAAAAAAAACAAAGAGAAAUUCUGCCAUUUGAUUCUAGUCUGUAGUAGACUUGUCAGCAAAGUUCCAUUUCUUCCUCUUCGGAAAAAGCAUUGCUUGAGUGCAUUAAUUGCAUUUUUCUCCUUCAACUCUUAAUACAUUUCUAUGUCUUCAUUGUAUUUGAUGCUUUAUGG